Molecule: messenger RNA, 1199 nt
Organism: Chenopodium quinoa (quinoa)
Lineage: Eukaryota; Viridiplantae; Streptophyta; Magnoliopsida; Caryophyllales; Amaranthaceae
Product: glutathione S-transferase U10-like
Exons: 2
Coding region: 112-807 (231 amino acids)
Biological process (GO): glutathione metabolic process
Cellular component (GO): cytoplasm
Molecular function (GO): glutathione transferase activity
Source: RefSeq, a predicted model, not a curated record
UAAUUAAAAGCUAAAUCCAAGACUGAACAUACAUUAUAUAAAGUUUUAGUUCUUAUUAGAUGUUUUACAUUGAGAAAGAGAGGAAGACCGGGCAAAAGAGACACGAAAUCAAUGGCGGAAAAGAGCUCAGUGAAGCUACAUGGAAUGUGGGCAAGUCCUUAUGUUAUGAGAGUCCAACUUGCCCUUAAAUUUAAGGGAGUAAACUACGAGUACAUAGAAGAAGAUCUACAAAAUAAGAGUGAGUUGCUGUUGCAAUAUAACCCUGUGCACAAGAAAGUGCCUGUUCUUGUGCACAAUGGUCUACCCAUUGCAGAGUCAACGAUCAUCCUCGAGUAUAUUGAUGAGACUUGGACCGAUCCCCCGCAUCUCCUGCCUAAGGAUCCUUACCUUAGGGCCAAACAUCGAUUUUGGGCCGCGUAUUUACAACAGGUGGCAGAGGAACUGGGCAAAGUGCUGCAAAAAGAAGGCAAACCAUCAGAAGACAUGACGAACGAGUACCGGAACAAGAUGGACAUGGCUGAAGAAUUAAUCAAGGCUGAGUUAUUCCCUAAUGGCUGUCCAUCUUUCGAGGAUGCGAAACCCGGAUACUUGGACAUAGUGUUGUACUCCCUAUUAGGAAGCUUUGAUUAUAUUGCGGAAGAGCUCUUUGGGUUUAGUCCUUUCACUGAAGAAAGGUACCCAUUUUUGGCAUCUUGGAUAAAGGCACUCAAAGAGCUUCCUGAUGUUAAAGAAGUAACGCCUCCAAAGGCUAAGGUCAUUGAGCUUCUUCACGCCAGGCGCCAGAGUAACCUCCAAACAAAGGCGUAAUUGAACUAUUGUGAUUUAAGCUUAAGGAAUUAAGUAAAUGAGCAAUGAGCUUGUACAAUACGGAGUAAGUCAUGUCCUUAAUUUUAGUAUUGUAAUCGAUAACUGAAUGUUUGUAAUAAAGUUUUUCUAGCUAGACUCUUGAUUAAUUAAAAAAGUUAAAAGUGUUGAAACAUACUUCGUAGUAGGGUAGGAGACGCAUGACUUAAUAAUGAAGUUUCAAGUAAGUUGGAUGUCCAAUUACUUAAUUAUAUGUGAACUCAACUUACUCUAGAUAUUAAAAAUAUUGUAAGGUUCAUUUUCUAAGGAUGGAGAGACUUUUUAUGUUUUAACUAGUCUUCUGUCCCGUGUAAUGCACAAGUUGUUUAUAGGUAUACAAUAUAAAUUUUAUUCUC